Messenger RNA from Kogia breviceps (pygmy sperm whale), 1011 nucleotides. It is a transcript of the gene LRRC73, whose product is annotated as leucine rich repeat containing 73. Lineage: Eukaryota; Metazoa; Chordata; Mammalia; Artiodactyla; Physeteridae. The record is from RefSeq and is a predicted model, not a curated record.
AUGCUGCCCAGCUCCAUCCAGAUAUCGGGGGAGCCGCUGUCAGGAGCCGAAGUGCGGGACAUCUGCCGCGGCCUGCGCGACAACGCAGUGCGCCUGCUCUCACUGCGCGGCUGCCGUCUCUGCGACCGCGACUUCGGCCGCAUCUGUCGGGCCCUGGCCGGGGCCACGUCCCUGGCGCAGCUCAACCUUAACCUGGGCGUCGUGUCCAGCCCCAGCCGCAUCAAGCAGCUGGCGGAGGCGCUGCGGACCAACCGCUCCAUCCAGUCCCUCUUCCUGCAUGGGAGCCCUCUGACAGAUGCGGGGCUGGCCUUGCUGAAUCCAGCUCUGGCCCUCCACCCUGCCCUCGUGGCUCUGGACCUGGGGGACUGCAUGCUGGGUGAUGAAGCCAUCAACCUCAUCUGUGGCCUCCUCCCCCCUGAUGGGGCCAAGUCUGGCUUGAAGGAGCUGACGCUGAGCGCCAACCCUGGCAUCACCCCUAAGGGCUGGAGCCGCCUCGCCAUUGCCGUGGCCCACAGCUCCCAGGUCCGCGUCCUCAAUCUGGACUACAACCCCCUGGGUGACCAUGUGGCAGCGAUGCUGGCUGUAGCUGUGGCCUCUAGCCGUACCUUAGAGGUCCUAGACUUGGAGGGUACAGGGCUCACCAACCAGUCAGCUCAGACCCUGCUGGACAUGGUGGAAAAUUACCCCACAGCUUUGCGGAGUCUGGUGUUGGCUGAGAACAGCAUUAGCCCGGAGCUGCAGCAGCAGAUCUGUGACCUCCUCUCUGAGGGGGAGGAGGAGGAGGAGGUGGCAGGAGGGGCUGGCGACACGCAGGAACGAGAGAGAGGGCGGGAGCCUGCUGCCCACCAGAGGGGCAGUAGCUCCUGGAUGUGCCCCAGUGAUCCCAGCUCUCAGAUGGUGCUAAUGACGUCAGGACUAGGGGACAGUCUGUUGGCUGAGACGGAGAUGUGACUCUCCAUUCAGGCUUCUGCGCGUCAUUACAUUUGCAUCUCCAGCACUUUGCCCCAGAUG